AUGAGCGAACAGAAUCUCAACAAGACAAUCAUCGAAUUCGCCAAACAAAAAUUGGACAAAUUGUACAAAUUCAACGAAAAUUAUCCUACAAAUAAAAAUAUUACAAAGUUUAUGGAGAUAAUGGAUCUUCUCUCGGGAGACAUUGAGUUCACAUGUGGGACGCAGAAAUUUGCCGAUCGCAUUGCAAAGAUGCCCGGUACCGACGUCUACAAUUACGUUUUUUUCACAAAACGAGAUCCGAGCAAACAUGAAUAUAUACCCCCAAUGCCCCCCCGCUGGCCGAAAUAUGAUGUGAUCUCGCGAAAAUACAUGGAAAUAGGUCUGGAUUUUAAAGUCAGGCAGCAUCAUCGCACGGAGUUCUGCAAGUUCUGGAAUGAAGAAUUACCUAGCUUAGUCCGAAAAAAAAUGAAGGAAGAACGCAGAGAGCCUAGAGACCUGUGUCCGAGCCUAGAGCCUUACUUCAAUGAGCACCGCAAACUGUAA
Molecule: messenger RNA, 483 nt
Organism: Dibothriocephalus latus
Lineage: Eukaryota; Metazoa; Platyhelminthes; Cestoda; Diphyllobothriidea; Diphyllobothriidae
Source: the annotation of a GenBank genome assembly